This is a messenger RNA of Hippocampus zosterae (dwarf seahorse), 4313 nucleotides long. RefSeq lists its product as uncharacterized. NCBI's taxonomy places the organism in Eukaryota, Metazoa, Chordata, Actinopteri, Syngnathiformes, Syngnathidae. The transcript has 2 exons. The record is from RefSeq and is a predicted model, not a curated record. Bases 2453 to 3472 code for a protein of 339 amino acids.
UUGAGCUUGAGCUUUCAACAGUACUUCCGGCUUCCUCCCAUAUUCAUUAAACAUGCAGGCUAAUUUAAUUAAAGACUUUAAAUCAUCCAGUGUAUGUAUAUGCACUACGCGAGUGUGAAUGGUCCUUUGUUUAGAUUUGCCCUGCGAUUGGCCAGCAAACAAUUCAGGCUGUCGAAAAUGGAAGGAUGAAUUGCUGUUAUGUGCCCUCUGUUUUACAUGCUUGCGUUUUGGGUUUGUGAUCAUCUCCAUGAAUUCCGUAGAUAGUGGAUUAUUUCAUUUCAUAGGGAUGUUCUGCAACUCUCAGAAGAAGCAUUUUAGUCAGUCUUGUAUAGCGGGGAUGCAACUGUGGGUUUCAGUGGAACGCUGAACGUGGCCCUCUCAUGCACCCAUAAUGAUCCAGCCGCUGUCCACUGUAGUAACCGCUGUCCCUGACAGGGUUAAUAUCCGUUUCACAGGAAAAAAGUAUACUUUCUGAUUGUAAUGCAAUUUGAAUAAGAAUAAGACUGAAAAGAAAACCUUUACUCGUCUCCCAAUGGAGAAAUUCCCAAUUUACAGCAGCAAAGUUAUGAAAGGAAGAAAGUAGAAGAACAUAAAGGAUCGGAGCUGCUGUAAAGGCAGCCACUCUCGCGGCGCCAUCUUGAAGUCUUAACAAUAUGAAUGAAUGACGUCACGUGAGUUGCUACGCAUUGCCGAGCGGAAAGAAGGAGCAGCAACAGUAAAGUCAACAUUUCUCUCGUGUGAAGCUUUCCCACAUUUGAAAGUAAAGAACAGAGCGAAACGCGGUGGCAGCGCGUGUGUAGAAAUUGGCGACGUGAAGAGGGGGCUGGACGAAACGCUAGCUCGUUAGCACGGAAGCUAACCGCGGACGUUAGCACGGAAGCUAAAAGUAAAAGUAAGCUAAAAGUCGCUACGCAGCUGGAACCCACGACCAGAGACCAACCAACCAAACGCCAGCGAGCGUGAGGGAGCCGGUAAACCCACUUGCCACGUUAGAAACACCCAGCAGCAAGCCUACUGGACACGUCACAAACUAGCAUACAACCGGCUAGCAACGAGACCCGACAAAAUGCCACCCAAACAGAAGCAAGACACAAAGCAGGAAGAGGAUUCCCUGACCUUCACUCAAGUAAAUGAAUUACUCCAGCAACAAAAAGAACUUUUUACGGCGCUCUUGCAACAACAACAGGAAAAUUUCAAAGGAUUUGUCAAGAUAGACUCAACAAACUCACGACUUGACACUUUUACCAUGGAAGUCCAAGAAAUAAAAACCAGCAUCAACUUUACCCAAAAAGAGGUAGACGACAUUAAAAAAAAUCUAAUCUGUCAAACUGGCCAUUCCAAAGACAUGCAAACGGAAUUCUACAAAGUAUGUGACGGCAUGCUUGUAUUAACGGACAAGGUGGACUACUUGGAAGGACAGUCAAGAAGAAACAACUUAGUAAUUGAUGGAAUUGAGGAAAAACCGGGAGAAACGUGGACUCAAACAGAGGAAAAAGUUCAAAAAAUCCUUAAGGAGAAACUGCUGAUACAGGGGCAAAUUGAGGUGGAGAGAGCUCACCGCACAGGAAGACAAGACCCUGGAAGACCUCGACCAAGGCCAGUUGUGGUGAAAUUUCUAAGAUACAAGGACAGAUCAAGGAUCCUACAAAAAACAAAAUACUUAAAAGGCUCCAACAUCUACGUUAACGAAGACUUUACAGAUGCCGUAUGACAAAAAAGAAAAGAGCUCCUCCCAAAAUUAAAAGCUGCACGUGACAGAGGGGAAACUGCCUACUUAAGACAUAACAAACUUAUUGUCCACCCCCGCACCAGUACUCCAACACAACAGGCUCGAGUUCAACACCAUCAAGCAGCAUACUGAGAAUUUUUCACCACCCGACAAUAAAAACUCUGACCCUACUGAAGCAGGAAAUUCACAUACCAAAAAACAUGGACUUCGAAUCCUUUGAUGACCCUUCCAACCCUUUGAUGACUUCCAACCCUACUGACCACAAGACGUUUGACCCUGAGAACAACUUGGACCCGGACAAUAACUUUUUCAAGACUGACCGACCGUGAGGCAGCCAGUGAUGACCGGGAGGAAGCCAGCGACGACUGCAGGGAAGCCAGCGACCGUGAGGAAGCCUGGAGACAACCAGCCUGCGACCACCGUGAGGGAGCCAACGACGACCGCAAGGGAGCCAGAGACGACCGAGAGGAAACCAGCGACGACUGCAGGGGAGCCAGUGACCGCGAGGGAGCCGGGAGACGGCGAGCCAGCGCGCGUGAGAGAGCCGGGAGGCAGCCAGCCGGCGAGCGUGAGGGAGUCGGCGAUGACCGCAAGGGAGCCAGUGACCACGAGGGACCCAGUGAUGACGGCGAGAGAGCGAGCGACGACAGCGAGGGAACCAACGACGGCCGUGAGGGAGCCAUCGACGACCGUGUGGGAGCGGGAAAUUCACAUCCCAAAAACAUGAACUUCCAACCCUUUGAAGAUAUUGACUAUAAGCCAUUCGAUCCCGAGAACAAUUUGGACCCAGACAAUAACUUCUUCAACAACAAACAAAGGGUAACAAACUCUGACUAUUACCUGGAUGAACAAUUCAACACUAACAUAAAAUUGGAAAAUGCACUUUCGGUAAUACACUUAAACAGUAGAAGUCUCUAUAAAAACUUCACAAAAAUUAAAGAAUACCUGACUAAAUUCAAUAAAUUUAAAAUAAUUGCCAUAUCAGAAACUUGGCUUGAUGAAGAUAAAACAACUGAAAUGGAAAUAGAAGGUUAUGAAAUGUUUGCAACUAAUAGAGAAAACAAAAAAGGAGGGGGGGUUGCAAUAUAUGUAGACAAAGCACUUAAAUGCAGUAAAAUCGAGAGAUUGACAAACACAAUAGAAUACCUAAUGGAAUGUCUAACCAUUGAAAUACACAAUAAAAAGGCAUCAAAUAUCAUCAUAAGUUGCAUCUAUAGGACACCAGGAACAUGUAUUGACACAUUCAAUAAAAAAAAAGAUAUGCUCAGUUACUACAACGAUAAGAAAACACGAAUAAUAUGUGGUGACUUUAACAUUGACUUAUUAAACCCAAAUAGACACAAAAAAACAACUGACCUCAUAAAUACUAUGUACAGCAACAGCUUUUUCCCAGUAAUCCUGAAACCUAGCAGAAUAACAGUUGACACGGCCACAUUAAUAGAUAACAUAUUUAUAAAUAAGAUUGAUCAUAAAAUGGAAAGUGGACUUCUCAUUAAUGACAUAAGUGACCACCUGCCUGUUUUUGCAGUUUUUCAUAAUUAUUUCGAUAGAAAAGCUAAAUCAACAACUCGUAUAACAGAAAUAAGACUAAGAACCCAACGUUCAAUCGAUGCCUUUAAGCAAGACCUAGAAAAACAAAACUGGACCGAGGUCUACUCAAACGAAGACCCAAAUACAGCGUUUGAAGUAUUUCAGUCUACCAUAAUCUCCUUAUAUGAUAAUAUAUAUAUACAAAAAGUAUAAAGACCCAAGUAAGCCAUGGAUAACGAAAGGCAUAGAAAACGCAUGUAAAAAGAAAAACAAUUUAUAUAAAUUGUUUUUAAAAUUCAGAACUGAAGAAGCAGAAAAAAAAUAUAAGACCUAUAAAAAUAAACUAGUAAAUAUUAUAAGAACCAGUAAAAGAGAUCAUUAUCAUGCACUAUUAGAGCAGAAUGAAGGUAACACACAAAAAAUAUGGAAAAUACUUAACCAAGUAAUCAGAAAUAGUCCUAAAAAAAUGGAUUAUCCAGAGUAUUUUAUCAAAGGCAAAAAUACUAUUUUGGAAAAAACUGCAGAAAUAGCAACUUAAUUUAAUGAGUAUUUUGUCAACAUCGGCAGUAACCUAGCAAAACAAAUUCCUGAUCCAACAGACCUGUUUGAAAUAGAUACGUAGAAAAAAACUCCUCCACGAUGUUCCUUACUGCUGUAAAACAAGAAGUAUCAAAUAUUAUAAAAACUUAAAAAAAUAAAAAGUCAACUGAUUGCUUUAAUAUUGAUAUGACAAUAAUCAAGCAGAUUAUAGAAUAUGUAGUGCGACCUUUCACACACAUAUGCAACCUGUCAUUCAAAGCUGGUAUCUUUCCAUCAAAAAUGAAAAUUGCUAAAGUUAUUCCAAUUUAUAAAAGUGGAGAAAGACAUUUGUUUACGAAUUACAGACCAAUAUCACUACUACCACAAUUUUCAAAAAUAUUAGGAAAACUAUUUUCUUGCAGACUUGAUAGCUUUAUACAAAAGCAUGCGCUGUUAAGUGAGAAUCAAUAUGGCUUCAGGGAAAAACGGACCACCUCAAUGGCAGUUACGGAGUUUGUGGAAGCAAUAGCCACUA